Heterobilharzia americana is the source of this 309-nucleotide messenger RNA. NCBI's taxonomy places the organism in Eukaryota, Metazoa, Platyhelminthes, Trematoda, Strigeidida, Schistosomatidae. The record is from the annotation of a GenBank genome assembly.
AUGAAAGAGUAUGAAGUUACUGUAAUCAGCAGUGAAAUGCCUGAAGAUGUAGAAAUACAUGCGGCUAGAGUAGCAUCAGAGGCACUUGUUAUGGAACCGACAUGGAGUGGUAUUGCUGGUUUUAUAAAAAAGGCUUUUGAUAAGAAGUAUUCCACAUCAUGGCAUUGUGUAGUUGGUAAACACUUCUGUGGGUCAUUCUCACAUGAAAUGGGUGACUUCAUCCACUUCUCUAUUGAUGACGUCAUAAUUCUAUUGUUUAGGUCAUUUGGAUCACUACCACAAACAACGGUAGUUGCUUCAAGUAUCUGA